Molecule: messenger RNA, 1553 nt
Organism: Aethina tumida (small hive beetle)
Lineage: Eukaryota; Metazoa; Arthropoda; Insecta; Coleoptera; Nitidulidae
Product: myrosinase 1-like
Exons: 7
Coding region: 288-1520 (410 amino acids)
Biological process (GO): carbohydrate metabolic process
Molecular function (GO): beta-glucosidase activity
Source: RefSeq, a predicted model, not a curated record
GUCGAUUGUUUAAAAUGCUACAUUUAAAGGACUCCUAAUUGUCCCGGAGCAGAAACAGUUACAGGGCCUGCGUUUUCGCAAAGGUCCGUCAAGAUUAUUAUUUCCCAGACGAUUUUCUGUUUGGAGCAGCAACUUCUGCCUACCAGGUCGAGGGCGCUUGGAAUGUAUCAGGUAAAGGAGAAAGUAUUUGGGAUCGUUUCACCCACACUCACUCAGAUUGGGUAGCGGAUCAUUCAACUGGCGAUGUAGCCUGUGAUUCUUAUCACAAAUACAAAAGGGACGUUGAAAUGUUGAAAGAAAUCAACUCUCAGUUCUACAGAAUUUCUUUGUCCUGGACUAGAAUUUUGCCUAAUGGCGGCAACGACACUAUUAAUCAAGACGGAAUUGACUACUACAAUAACCUAAUCAAUGAAUUAUUGGCGAACGAUAUCCAACCUUUCGUUACCAUUUACCACUGGGACCUUCCACAAGUACUUCAAGAAACUGGCGGAUGGGUUAAAGACGAACUCAUAGAUUAUUUCUUACAAUUCGCCAGAGUUGCAUUCGAAAACUUCGGAGACAGAGUUAAACACUGGAUGACUUUCAACGAGAUCAAUCAGAUCUGCGAAGCCGGCUACUCCGAAGGUUCAUUCGCUCCAAAUAUUGUCAAUAAAGGUAUUGGCGGCUACGAGUGCACACACAGAGUACUGUUGGCACACGCCAAGGCUUACAGAAUGUACGACGAAGAAUUCCGACCAACUCAAAAUGGUUCUGUGGGAAUCGCUAUUGACACCUACUUCCACGAGCCAAGGGACCCAAAUUCCGAAUCCGACAAACAAGCUGCUGAGGUUGCACUUAUAAUGAACUACGGCUGGUACGCAAACCCAAUCAUGCUUGGAAACUACCCAGAAUACAUGAUCGAAAGAAUCAGGAACUUAAGUUUGAUUGAGGGCAGAAAUAAGUCGCGUCUCCCCGAGUUCACACCUGAACAGGUGGAGUUGGUAAAAGGAACGUACGACUUCCUCGGAUUGAAUCACUACAGCUCCGACCUUUCCUACUUUGCUGGACCCAAUGAUGGUGACAACCCUUCUCACUGGAGAGACGUUGGUGUACAAGGUUAUCAACCUGAUGAGUGGGGACAAUCAGCUUCCGGUUGGCUCCGUGUUUACCCAGACGGUCUUAGAGGCAUUCUGAUUUGGAUCAAGGAGAACUACGGCAAUCCUCCAGUUCUGAUUACCGAAAACGGUUUCUCAGAUCUCGACGGAUUGGAGGACGACGGCAGAAUUAAUUAUAUCCAAGAAUAUCUGUACGCCACACUUGAGGCUAUUCAUGAGCACCAGUGCAAUGUUAUUGGUUACACAUAUUGGAGUUUAAUGGACAAUUUCGAAUGGAACACCGGAUACACGCAACGAUUUGGACUUUACCAUGUGAAUUUCACAGAUCCAGAGAGAACGAGGACACCGAAAAAAUCGUCGCUUGUUUACAAGAAUAUUAUUGACACAAGACAUAUUGAUUGGGAUUUUGAACCAAGCAAAAAAUAAUUUAUUUAUUUUUAAUAAACACUUUAAACACUA